GUCUGUGAGGACUAGAAAAACGUGUAGUCGAGGAGAGUGCAGAGGACUGACAUUAGGCUGAAGGGUAGGAGCUUCCAUCCGGCUGCUGUGGGAUUACAACAUCUGUCUGAAGGGGGAUGCUCCGAGAAAAUGUUUAACUGUGUCUCCAACAGCGUGGGCUCUUAUGGGCCUGAUGAUAUUUUCGAGGACGACUCCUACUCUCCGUCUUCCCUGUCGUCGUCCUCCUCGUCCUCCCUCCACACGGUCACCUCCCUGCAGGGAAGAACUCUUUGCACCUCUUGCGGCCAGGAGAUAGUGGACAGAUACCUCCUCAAGGUGAACAACCUGUGUUGGCACGUGCGCUGCCUCUCAUGCAGUGUGUGUAAAACAUCUCUGGGCCGGCACGUCAGUUGUUACAUCAAAGAUAAAGAAGUUUUCUGCAAACUCGACUACUUCAGAAAGUAUGGAACUCGCUGUGCUCGUUGUGGCCGUAACAUCCAUUCUAGUGACUGGGUGCGUCGGGCAAGAGGCAGCACCUUCCACCUGGCCUGUUUUUCCUGCACCUCUUGUAAGCGCCAGCUGUCUACUGGGGAGGAAUGUGGCCUACUAGAAAACAGGGUUUUCUGCCGGCCACACUAUGACAUUAUGAUGGAGAAUCUCAAACGGGCACAGGAAAAUGAGCAAUCCAAACCUGAGGAGGAGGGAACCGACAAAGAAGACUCCAGCACUCUGCCCAGACCUGCAAAGAGGGCCAGGACCAGCUUCACUGUCGACCAGUUACAGGUGAUGCAAACGCAGUUUACCAAAGAUAACAACCCGGAUGCACAGACUCUUCAGAAGCUGGCAGAGAGGACGGGUCUCAGCCGCAGGGUUAUUCAGGUUUGGUUCCAAAACUGUCGAGCUCGUCAAAAGAAACACAUCAGCCCAAGUCCUGCCUCUUCAGCCAUGAUGCCAUCACUAGCUCCUGGUCAGCUGAUGCCACCUUUGGUCGAUGACCUUCAGUACACAACCUACAUUUCCCCAGAUGCACCGCUCCUCACUACACUCACUUAUAUGGAUGCCCAGUCUCCAGACUCACUUUUGCUUCAGCCGCUAAUAUCCCAUUCAUUGACACAACUGCCAGUCAGCCACGCCUGAGUCACAGUCUGCCAUCAGACACUGAUGAAACAACAAUGGGAGGAAGAUGAUGAAGAUGAUGAAGAACAUCGAACAAAAGCAGCAGCAGCAAACAUCUGUUAGCAAAAUAAUAACACAGAAUUAGUCACUGAAUUAAUUUCAUUCCAUUACACAGGGGUUCACAGAUGAGUUGAAAUGGCAAGUAAAAUAUGUAAACUUUAACUUUCAGGUUAAUGUGUGUUAUGAAUUUAUUUGUAUUUAAUUUAUUUGGAGGAUUGGUGAGAUGAAGCACUUUGUCAGAAAAUAAUGUCAAUUUUCUUUGAUUUUGAGUAAAAUGUUUAUUUUAGGAUGUAACAGAAAAUGUAGUUUUGGCAUUGACGAGUGACAAUCAGAUGGAUAUUGUUUUUGUUUCAUGACCACUAGAAAAUUCAGAAUUGGGCUAUAUCACAAAUUAAAAGCACCAAAGGUA
Messenger RNA from Mugil cephalus (flathead mullet), 1564 nucleotides. RefSeq names its product LIM/homeobox protein Lhx8-like. The record is from RefSeq and is a predicted model, not a curated record. The transcript has 8 exons. Gene Ontology annotation, biological process: neuron differentiation; forebrain neuron development; regulation of transcription by RNA polymerase II. Gene Ontology annotation, cellular component: nucleus. The coding region runs from base 130 to 1116 and encodes 328 amino acids. Lineage: Eukaryota; Metazoa; Chordata; Actinopteri; Mugiliformes; Mugilidae. Gene Ontology annotation, molecular function: DNA-binding transcription factor activity, RNA polymerase II-specific; RNA polymerase II transcription regulatory region sequence-specific DNA binding.